Molecule: messenger RNA, 1359 nt
Organism: Penicillium pulvis
Lineage: Eukaryota; Fungi; Ascomycota; Eurotiomycetes; Eurotiales; Aspergillaceae
Product: HECT-type E3 ubiquitin transferase
Exons: 3
Coding region: 1-1359 (452 amino acids)
Biological process (GO): protein autoubiquitination; proteasome-mediated ubiquitin-dependent protein catabolic process; protein monoubiquitination
Cellular component (GO): nucleus; ubiquitin ligase complex; cytosol
Molecular function (GO): ubiquitin conjugating enzyme binding; ubiquitin protein ligase activity; cyclin binding
Source: RefSeq, a predicted model, not a curated record
AUGGUCCAGCAAUUGACGGUUUCAGAUUCGUCAGUGGACAUGUCCAAGGCACCACUGCAGACAGAUGCAGAUGUGCCCCUCUACCUGCAUGCUGAGCUUCUCCCUAACAUUCGUCAAAUCACCCUUUACAUCUCGAUUCCUCGGAAACCAGCUCUCGAUGCGAUCCGACCACAGAUACAGCUCUCGGAUUCUCGCAAGGCAGUCACGGUGUCUCUACCGGAACCUUUCCAUGAUGUGACGGAGACUAUUAAGUUACCAGCGCGUGUCAGCGAUGCCUCGCGCCGAAUAUUGAAUACCAAUAUUUCCCCAUCAAAACAACCUACAGACGCGAGCUAUGACUACUCGUUUAGAAUGCAGAUCGAUCCGACUGACCCAGCUCUCAUAACACAAGAUGAACUGACUGAUGACCAUGUGCCCUGGACGGCGGCCGAUAUGUCGACUUCGACUCGCAUUCGGUGUCGUGCCUGUGGAACCCAGUUCUUGGAUGCCUCUGGUCCUCCUAGUAUAUCUGAGGAGCAGGACCGCGCUCCGGGAUGGACGUGGAAAGACCUCCCCAGUGGGAACUGGGCCGAGAUGAUGGACUUCUGGCACUGCCACAAGCCGGAUCCCCAUGAAGAUGACCCCAAAUCCGAAGCUACCGCGGCGCUUAAGAUCGAGGAGCAGAAUGCCCAGAUCAAAGGAUACGGGGCUGGUAGUCGCGUUGAAGCGAUUCCUGGAAAUGUUCUUAUCGACGUGGCUACGUUCUUACUUGCAGAAUCAGACUGCGUGGGAUUAAAAAAGGGAAAUGAAGAGGAAGCAAAGUCAAAUCCUGCAUCACUACAACAACGAACCUUGGACUGUGUAACCUGCAACGCAAUUAUCGGCAUGGAGGAUCCCUCUGCGAAUGGUUGGCGCUUGCUGAAGGCGAAUGUGGCUCUAAAUACCAACGAGUCGUAUGAUUCAGCUGAAGAGCAAUGGCAAAGCCACCCCGCCGAACUCAUCGUCGCAGCACAACUACUCGAAUUAAUCGAGCGAGAAAGCGCACGGAGAUUCGUGAUCCACUGUGGACAAAAGAGCGGAUUUUUGCUUUGGGUUUUCAACCCUGAUCUUCGCUAUUCCAAUUCCAACUCAGGGCACAGUGUCAAUGCACGACAAGCUAUGAAAGUGCUUUAUCAAACGACAGAGGAUGUUGACUCGAUACUGAAUCGUGAUAUGGGUAGACCAUCCCCCUUGUCUGUAGAGGAGCUGGAACUUCCUUCGAUGAUCUUCCAAGCCUUAUCCACUGCAUUGAAUAAUAGUAACCAGAUGCUGCCUCCUUCUGCGAGAAAAUUCAACGAGUGGACUGUUGGACUUAUGGAUCGGUAUAGCAGAGUUACAUGA